ACCCCAGUCUAGGCCAGUUCCAGGGACCGGCUCUACUCUUCUACAACGACGCCAUGUUCCAGGAAAAAGACUGGCAGAGAAUCAGAAAAAUGCAACAGAGUGUUAAGGCUGAAGAUCCAUUUAAAAUUGGGAAAUUUGGGAUUGGGUUUAACUCAGUCUAUCACAUAACAGACCUGCCCACCAUUGUCAGCGGAAACAGACUGGCCUACCUUGACCCACAUGAGGAGAUCUGGCACAGAAAGAGUGGAAGAUGGUAUGAAAUUGACAAAAACCCGCAAUGUUCAGACACAUUUGCCCCAUUUGAAGGACUCUGUGGUUUCUCAGCUCAAAAUGGAGCAUUCGAAGGUACACUUUUUCGCUUUCCACUACGCAAUGUACCACGUGAAGAACGUGUGUCAUCUCAUACAUAUGAUAUAGAAAAGCUCCGCAAUCUGCUCGUCGCCCUCCAAGGAGAGGCAAAGUGCAUUUUACUCUUUCUUCGCUCUGUGCGCACUGUACAGGUGUUUCAAAUUGGGGAGAAUGGCACACAUUCAAACAUCCUAAAACUCAGCAUUUCUGCGAUUUCCAAUGAUGAUCUCGGAGAAAAACGCUCCGAGUUUAAAGCUAGCCUCCAAACCCUCUUUGAUUCUCAGUCAUUCAGCAUUAGAAACGUGCUAUCCCAGGUGGUUCAUGUAGAAAUUAAGGUGGAUGAUUUUAGGUCUUCCACAAGCUCCAGUAAGUGGCUGGUGGCAAAGCAAGUGGGAUCCCAAUCAGAGGAAGUUAGAACGCUUGCAACCAAGUUGAAAGUUUUUCCAUGGGUUGGGGUGGCCCUUGAAACUAGUGCAAUCGGUAUAGAGCCAACUGGUGGCCGAGUGUUUUGUGUUCUGCCGAUGCCCCCUGACGUAAACUGUAGUUUACCAGUACAUGUCAAUGGUACAUUUAGCCUCAAUGACGAACGGCGAGAGCUAAAAUGGGCAGGUAUUGAGCGACGAAACGAUCCAUCAGCCCAGUGGAACCAUUUGCUAGUCAGAGAGCUCCUGCCUCCCUGCUAUGCCAUGCUGCUUCUAGACCACGCUAAGAUUCUUCUAGAGCCUGAUCGGUUCUGCCAAGCCUGGCCUGAUACCAGUAAGGUGACUGGAACACCCUGGGCUGAUUUACUUUCUCCUCUCCUGCAAACCUUGUUUUCAAAAGAUGUCAUCCCUUUCUCAAAACCAGGGGGAUUCUCUGCUUGGAUUAAGGUCAGUUCAGCAGUCUUUGUUCCCAGAGAGGAAGCACUCCAUGCUGCAAUGAAUGCGGCUCUUUCAGCCUGUGGAGUAAACCUCGUAACAGUAAUAGACACAAUUUGGAAUGCUUUAAACUUUUGCAAUAUCCCGUAUGCAACUGUUUCACCCUCUCUUGCUAGAAAUGCAUUAAGAAAGAAACCCGAGAGUUAUGCAGAGCUGUCAUCAGAUGAUAAACUUGAGUUGCUUCAGUACUGUCUAUCAGAUGAUGCAUAUAACGACUUGCAUGAUUUGGUACUUUUACCACUAGUAAGUGGGGGAUUUACAAGAUUUGAAACAGACUCU
Molecule: messenger RNA, 1544 nt
Organism: Geodia barretti
Lineage: Eukaryota; Metazoa; Porifera; Demospongiae; Tetractinellida; Geodiidae
Source: the annotation of a GenBank genome assembly